AUGAUGUCUCACGAAGAUGCUAUGGGUGGAAAAUUUGAUCUUAGUAUGGCAUGUUCAAAAUUAUACACAAAAUCAGUCGAUAUUGUUAGUAUCAAUCAAACAAAAUUUCGAGACGAUAUGAUAAAAUACGGUAUACCGUUGUACAUCGAUAUGUUCCAACGAGUAUAUAGUAUGAAAACACGUCAGGUUCUUGAUAAAUCGUUAUUAUAUUUAUGUAAUCAAUUACAAAAUGACAUUGUUCGUAUCCCAAAGAAACCUCCAGCAGAAAAUUCGAAAACAUGGUACAAAGAUUUAAUACAGAAAUUUGGUGAAAACUCAGAUGUUACUACCGAAUUUGCUGAUUUAUGGUUAUGGAUAAGAGGCACUCACGAUUUCAAAAUGAUGAAUUCAAAACUUGGUAUUCUACAUUUAUUAUUGGUUAUACUAUCUAUCGUGUUAACAUUUGCCGCACGUCCACAAAAAUGCAAUUUAGAACCACAAACUGGCGUGUGUAAAGGAAUGUUUCCACGAUUUUAUUAUGAUGGUAGUACAAACAGUUGUAAAGAAUUCACGUGGGGAGGCUGUGGAGGUAAUGAAAAUAAUUUCAAAGAAGAAGAAGCAGAAUUCAAAGAUAUCAGAAAACUGGUUCUUCAGUAUCCAUUUGUGGCAAUGGAUACCGAAUUUCCUGGUAUAGUUGUUCGUCCGUUAGGUGAAUUUAAAACCACUGCUGAAUAUCAAUAUCAAUGUUUAAAAUUGAACGUUGACUUUUUGAAAAUAAUUCAAUUAGGUUUAACAUUUAUGAAUGAUAAAGGAGAAAGUCCACCGGGUAUUAGUUCAUAUCAGUUUAAUUUUAACUUUAAUUUGACUAUGGACAUGUAUGCACAAGAUUCAAUUGAAUUAUUACAAAAGUCUGGUAUUCAGUUUAAAAAACAUGAAGAUGAAGGAAUCGAUCCACACCAAUUUGCUGAAUUAUUAACAACAUCUGGUGUUGUAUUUAUGGAUAAUAUUGUUUGGCUUUCAUUUCAUUCAGGUUAUGAUUUUGGUUAUUUACUAAAAAUGUUGACUGCCAAACUGUUACCAGAUACUGAAAAUGAAUUUUUUGAUUUGUUAAAAUUAUUCUUUCCGAAUAUCUAUGAUGUAAAAUAUCUAAUGAAAAGUUGUAAAAAUCUCAAAGGUGGUCUGGAAGAAGUAGCCAAACAACUUGAAAUUGAACGUAUUGGACCUCAACAUCAAGCCGGUAGCGAUAGUUUAAUGACUGGUUUGGCAUUUUUCAAAAUGAAAGAGUAUGGUUUAGGACCCAGCUCGUUUCCUACCGUUGGCAUGGCUUAUGAAGGUAUCCUUGCCGGUGUUACUGAAACUGAAAAUAGUCCAUAA
Didymodactylos carnosus is the source of this 1353-nucleotide messenger RNA. The record is from the annotation of a GenBank genome assembly. Lineage: Eukaryota; Metazoa; Rotifera; Eurotatoria; Philodinida; Philodinidae.